This is a messenger RNA of Pseudophryne corroboree (corroboree frog), 9013 nucleotides long. Its product is annotated as oocyte zinc finger protein XlCOF6-like. Gene Ontology annotation, biological process: regulation of transcription by RNA polymerase II. The transcript is spliced from 6 exons. Bases 369 to 2900 code for a protein of 843 amino acids. Gene Ontology annotation, cellular component: nucleus. The record is from RefSeq and is a predicted model, not a curated record. Lineage: Eukaryota; Metazoa; Chordata; Amphibia; Anura; Myobatrachidae. Gene Ontology annotation, molecular function: DNA-binding transcription factor activity, RNA polymerase II-specific.
GCUCGGUCACGAUGACAGAGGGCGGGAGGAUGAUGUGGAACGCAUGAUCCGGAAAUCAAGUGGAACGCAUAAUCCGGAAGUCAGGUGAAACUCACUGCCUGUGGGAGGUAGCGGGUGUGCAUCGUGCAGCGGGUGAGAGCUGGGGGGAGGCGACUCUGAAUAAACUCCUCUACCCUUGUGGCCAAAGAGUUUCUCAAAUCCGUCUGUGGACAGAUGACUGGUGUUGUGGCAUUGCCUUCUCCUCCUUGUGAUGGUGGAAAAUCAAUCACCAGUGCUCCCCAAGUGAGACCUGUAUAAUAGACUACUUCUUCUGGACUGCUGAGGAGGGGGAGUAUAUAGAGGAACACAGGGGUCUGUACAAGUACGUGAUGAUGGAGAAUCACCGGCCCCUCACAUCACUGGAUGGGCCCAGUAACAGAGAUACCCCAGAGAGAUGUCCCCGUCCUCUGUAUUCCCAGGAUUGUACAGAGGAGAGUCACAGGAUCCCACAGGAGGAUCAGGGUGAAGAUCUGACUAUGAUUAAGAUGGAAGAUAUAGAGGGAGAAGAAGAGACGUAUGUGACUGAUAUGAAGGCAGAAGAUACAGAGGGAGAAGAAGAAGAGACGUAUGUGACUGAUAUGAAGGCAGAAGAUACAGAGGGAGAAGAAGAGACGUAUGUGAUUAAUAUGAAGACAGAAGAUAUAGAGGGAGAAGAAGAUACGUAUGUGACUGAUAUGAAGGCAGAAGAUACAGAGGGAGAAGAAGAGACGUAUGUGACUGAUAUGAAGGCAGAAGAUAUAGAGGGAGAAGAAGAGACGUAUGUGACUGAUAUGAAGGCAGGAGAGACGUAUGUGACUGAUGUAAAGGAAGAAGAUACAGAGGGAGAAGAAGAGACGUAUGUGACUGAUAUGAAGGCAGAAGAGAUGUAUGUGACUGAUAUAAAGGCAGAAGAUAUAGAGGGAGAAGAAGAGACGUAUGUGACUGAUAUGAAGGCAGAAGAGACGUAUGUGACUGAUAUAAAGGCAGAAGAUAUAGAGGGAGAAGAGACGUAUGUGAGGGGUGAUCAGCAGUGUAAGGAGGAGGAAAUCCGUUCAGAUAUCAGCAUAGAUGGAUGCACAAGCAGGAAAGCUCCUGAGCGAUAUCUAAUAUUGCCAGCAGAUUCUAAAAUGCAAGAAAACAUCACACAAGAUCCUCCAGGAGAAAACCCCAUUACCCUAAAUAUACAGUCAGAUUUAUUAUCUGAUCCCUCAGAGUAUGAGGAAUGUUCUCCUGAUAGAUCCGAUAUUGCUGCACAUACUACAGCUCAUAGAGGGGAUAUCAUAUUUUCUUGCUCUGAGUGUGGGAAAUGUUUCCUAACAAACUCACAUCUUGUUCUACAUCAGAAAAGUCACACCGGUGAGAAGCCAUUUUCAUGCUCUGAGUGUGGGAAAUGUUAUACACAUAAAUCAGGUCUUGUUGCACAUCAGAGAAGUCACACAGGUGAGAGGCCGUUUCCAUGCUCUGAAUGUGGGAAAUGUUUUACAGUGAAAGCAACUCUUGUUAGACACCAAAGACAACACACAGGUGAGAGGCCAUUUCCAUGCCCUGAGUGUGGGAAAUUUUUUACACACAAAUCACAUCUUGUUACACAUAACAAAAGUCACACAGGCGAGAAGCCAUUUCCAUGCCCUGAGUGUGGAAAAUGUUUUACACAGAAAUCAGGUCUUGUUGCACAUCAGAGAAGUCACACAGGUGAGAAGCCGUUUUCAUGUUCUGAGUGUGGGAAAGGUUUUAUAUUUAAAUCCGAUCUUGUGAAACAUCUGCGGACUCACACAGGUGAGAAGCCGUUUACCUGCUCUGAGUGUGGGAAAUGUUUUUUACAGAAAUCAGUUCUUGUUAUACAUCAGAGACGUCACACAGGUGAGAAGCCAUUUCCAUGCUCUGAGUGUGGGGAAUGUUUUACACAGAAUUCACAUCUUGUUACACAUCAGAGAAGUCACACAGGUGAGAAGCCGUUUCCAUGCUCCGAGUGCGGGAAAUGUUUUACAGUGAAAUCAACUCUUGUUAGACAUCAAAGACAACACACAGUUGAGAGGCCAUUUACAUGUUCUGAGUGUGGGAAAUUGUUUACACACAAAUCGCAUCUUGAUACACAUAAGAGAAAUCACACAGGCGAAAAACCAUUUCCAUGCUCUGAGUGUGGGAAAUGUUUUAUAUUUAAAUCAGAUCUUGUGAAACAUCAGAGAACUCACACAGGUGAGAAGCCAUUUACCUGCUCUGAGUGUGGGAAAUGUUUUAAGCAGAAUUCAGAUCUUGGUAGACACAAAAGACAUCACACAGGUGAGAAGCUAUUUACCUGCUCUGAGUGUGGGAAAUGUUUUUUACAGAAAUCAGUUCUUGUUAUUCAUCAGAGACGUCACACAGGUGAGAAGCCAUUUCCAUGCUCUGAGUGUGGGAAAUGUUUUACACAGAAAGCACAUCUUGUUACACAUGAGAGAUCUCACGCAGAUCAGAAACCAUUUCCAUGCUCUGAGUGUGGGAAAUGUUUUACGCAGAAAUCAAACCUUGUUGCACAUGAGAGAACUCACACAGUUGAGAAACCAUUUACAUGCACGGAGUGUGGGAAAUGCUUUGCAUAUAAAUCGGCUCUUGUUAGACAUCACAGAAAUCACAUAGGUGAGAAGCCAUUUCCAUGCUCUGAGUGUGGGAAAUGUUUUACACAGAAUUCACAUCUUGUUUCACAUCAGAGAAGUCACACAGGUGAGAAGCCGUUUUCAUGUUCUGAGUGUGGGAAAUGUUUUACAGUGAAAUCAACUCUUAUUAGACAUCAAAGACAACACACAGGUGAGAAGCCAUUUCCAUGUUCUGAGUGUGGGAAAUGUUUUACACAGAAAUCAGAUCUUGUUAAACAUCAGAAAAUACAUAGGAAAUCCAUGACCUAAUGGAUAUGAAUCAGGUUUGCAGCAAUACUGUUAUUUUCUGCAGCAGGGUACACUGGUAUUCCACAGUGAAUAACAUCGGGGUGUAGAGUUGGAUCUUGAUCCAAGGCACCAACAGGCUAAAAGCUUUAACUAUUCCCAGGAUGCAUAGCGCUGCCUCUGUAUCCCCGCCUCCAGGCACUGUAGCUCAGUUUGUAAGUUGGUGCCUGCAGUGCGUGCAGCUAACGGAGAGCGGCGCUAGGUAGUCCUGAAAAGAGCUUUUUUUUUUUUAAGAAAGACUUCAAGAGCCACAGCAUAAGCGCUUUAAAGUGCUAUACUGUAUGUCAGUCUGACAUAUCGUGCUGCGGCUCAAUCACCUCCCCCAGCGGCGCUGUAUACUCCCGCGCCCUGGUUGCUGGGUACUUAGAGCGGAGGUGCUCCGGUUCCAUCAGACACACUCACCGCCGCUGCUCUCCUGGAUCGCGUGGCCGCAUCAUAGGGAGGAGGUAAGAGGAUCCCCCAGGUGAGACCCGCCGAAAUCGCUAUCCGGCGCGGUCUCCGGAGACAGACCGUGCCGCUGGCAUGGACACUGUGGCAGUGCAGGGACCCCACUAUAUCCACCAGGGCAAGGGGCACAGGUCGGAUUUACUAAAAUCCAUUUAGUAUAGACCCCGUAGUACCUGGUGGUGAAGUCCAGCAGAGGAGAUAAGGCGCUGACCUGUAGCCCCAGCCCCAGGCGCCAUCGGCAGCAGGUGUUCCCGCCCUGGAGCUGCAUCUCUCCCUCACUCCCUGUCAGUGUUUGGGCGCCAUAACACAGAGCUGUGCUGAUCCUGGGACUGCUGGGCAAUAUCUCCUCUGUAAAGCCACCUGUCUCAUCAGCGCUGUGCAUUUACAGGACACUUAAGUUUUCUACAUGUCAUUAAGACAGCGUUCAUUAAGAACAAGUGCAUAACUACAGGGAUAUUUAGUACAAGUAUUCUGUGAUAUACAUCCAGUGUUUACUGUGCAUUGUUAUAUCUGUAUACAUACAUAGCUUUAUGUAGUAUUGCUAGUCUAGUGCAGUUUUAUUGUUCGUAAUAACUUCUGCAUUGUACAUGUGACUGUGUGUGCCAAUAGCUGCUGUGUGGUUCCUAUUCCGUGUAUCACAGAUAUUGCUGUCCCUAUAUUAUGUACCCUGAAGGGUGUUAAGUGCAUCAGGGUUAUAUAUAUAUUUGGCUAUAUUGUACUGUUACGCCUUAAGGCUACGUUUCCCAAUAAUGUCUGCUACACAGUGCAGGAGGUCUGUGGCCAAUCCUCUGUUAUGCAGUGCGGACGCCACGGAUUUAUCUGAGGAAAAUAUUCCAGCUGAGGGUCCAGGUACCGGGGGUUCUAUACCCCACAGUCAGUCUGCAGCACAGGUGGCACACCAAGACCCACCUUGGCCUGCUUUUUCUUAUCUACUGACUAUGCUAGUGACGAGACUUGAGCCGCCUGUGGGACCUCCUGUGUCAUUACAGCCACAUAUUGUCCCUGCAGUUAAUCCGCCAUGGGCAGAUACUCUGUUAACUCAGUUGCAGCAAUUAAAUCUGUCUUUGGUUAAACAAAAACCUAAACUUCGCCCCUCCUAGGACCAAGGGGUCAUCUAAGCGGGCCAUUACUUCCUCACAAUCCACGCAUGUAUCGGAUGCUUCAUCCGAUGAAGAUGGCGUAUACACUGACCCCUCAGACACUGAUGCAGAUGUUUCUGAUGGGGAAUCUAUUACACAGGUGGAUGUUCCUGACCUCUUGGAGGCUAUCAAACUAAUUCUUCAGAUUGAUGAUGAUUCUGAACCUCCAGAUACAUCUAAGAAACCCGAUAAGUUCAAGCGUCAGAAGGUUACUAAAUUAGUUUUUCCAUAUUCUGACCAUUUAGAUGACAUACAUCAGGAAUCCUGGGAGUCUCCAGGAAAGAAAUUCUCCCUGUCUAAAAAGAUGCUAGCUCGUUAUCCCCUCGCUGCAGAGUUAAGUAAAAAUUGGUUAGCGCCGCCGCCGGUGGACUCACAUGUCGCACAUCUGGUGGGGUCAUCUACUCUGCCUGUCACUACCAUCACCUCUCGGAAGGAACCGACGGAUAAGCGUGUGGAGCAUUGCUUGAAGUCUAUUUAUACUCUUGCGGGUGCUUUGCAUAGACCUACUAUAGCAGCUUCUUGGGCUGCUAAAGGUAUUGAAGCAUGGGUUCAAGAAGUUGAAGCAGAGCUACCUUCUAAUUUUUCCUAUAAUGUCAGACAGUGUCUUUCAUAUAUUAUCACAGCCUCUAAUUACAUUAAGGAGGUGGCCUCUGAUGCCAGUGUCCUGGCAGUCAAAGCGUCUACUACGUCCAUUCUGGCUCGCCGGAUUCUGUGGUUGCGGCACUGGUCUGUGGAUCUGGACUCAAAAAGGACUUUGGAGGUGAUCCCCUUAAGGGAGACAUAAUUUUUGGGGAAGAGCUGAACAAGAUUGUUGCUGACUUAGCAUCUGUUAAACUGCAUGUCUGCCGAGUACUAAUCCUUCGGCUCUGAAGGCUAAAAGUACCACCUUUCUUUCCUUUUCGACCUCCAAGUAUAGCAAAAGGUCAGGCGUAUCUAAAACAGGCUUAUACUUCCAAAACCUCUAAGCCCAAACCUAAACGUUCCUGGUUGGGAGGCCAACUUCUACGGUUUGCCCAGAUAUGGUUAUAGACCACUUCAGACGCCUGGGUAAGGGAAGCCGUCACUCAUGGAUAUGCCAUCUCUUUCAAGAAACGUCCCCCUCGUCAGUUUUGCUCAACAAACACCCCUACGGAUCCGGUAAAAACAAAAACUCCAUUUGGUGGUGCAAUCCCUCCUGGACACAGGAGUGAUAGUGCCGGUGCCUCUGGCUCAGAGAGGUAGGGGUUACUAUUCAACGCUGUUCCUAGUUCCGAAACUGAAUGGUUCCUCCCGACCCAUUCUCAACCUCAAGUCUUUAAACAAAUUUGUGAAGGUAUCUAAAUUCCGUAUGGAAACUCUUCGCUCUAUUGUUGGCCUUGGAGCCCAUGAACUAUAUGGUAUCCCUGGACAUACAGAAUGCUUACCUACAUAUACCUAUUGCCAUGUCGCAUCAGCAAUACCUGCUGUUUGCUAUUGGAAACCUACAUUUUCAAUUCCAGGCCUUACCUUUUGGUCUGACCACGACUCCGAGAAUCUUCACCAAGGUCAUGAUUGCUCUGCUCCACCGUCAGGGUAUCAGGAUCCUGCCGUAUCUGGAUGACUUGUUGAUCCUGGUGAACUCCCCAGAGGUUCUCCUCUGUCAUCUGGAACUGACGGUCCAAUUCCUGCAGGCCCACGGGUGGCUCAUCAACUUAAAGAAAUCCUCACUGGUCCCUGCUCAGAGCAUGGUGCACCUGGGGGCAUUAUUGGACACACACAACUAACGGUUGCUCUUGUCUCCUGAGAAUGUCCUGAAACUUCAGGACAAGAUAAGAUGCUUCCGAUCUCGCCCACGUGUGUCGAUACACAAGGCGAUGCACGUACUAGAACUCAUGGUUUUGGCUUUCGACAUGAUAAAGUACGCUCAAUUUCAUUCUCGCCCUCUGCAGAGGUUAAUCCUUUCCAAAUGGGACGGCCUGCCUUACCGGAUCAGGACUCGUAUUAUCUCCUUGACUCCAGAGGUUCGCCUGUCGCUGGGCUGGUGGCUACAGGAUCAACGAUUGAGCAGGGGUCGUCCCUUCUGGAUCUCUAACUGGGUCCUCUUAACGAUGGAUGCCAGUCUGUGGUGUUGGAGCAACACUCUCUCUUCAGGGUCUGUGGACCAGGGAGGAAUCUCACCUUCCAAUAAACAUUCUGGAGUUGAGAGCAGUGUUCAGUGCACCUCUAGUACAGAACAGGCCUGUUCAAGUACAGUCAGACAACGCCACCACGGUGGCGUACAUAAAUCAUCAAGGUGGCACUCGAAGCCGCAUGGCAAUGAUGGAAGUGUCAAAGAUUCUUCUAUGGGUGGAAUGCCAUCUGCCAGUCAUAUCGGCAGUGUUCAUUCCUGGCGUCCUCAACUGGGAAGCGGACUUCCUCAGUUGUCAGGACGUACAUGCUGGAGAGUGGAGCCUUCAUCUAGAAGUCUUUCAACUUCUAGUGGACAAGUGGAGCCUACCAGAUGUGGACCUGAUAGCGUCUCAACACAAUCAUGAGGUUCCAGUCUUCAGAGCAAGGACAAGGGAUCCUCAAGUGGCGUUCGUCGAUGCGCUGGCAAUUACAUUGAACUUUCAGCUGCCGUAUGUGUUCCCUCCAGUGUCACCCCUCCCCACGGUAAUAAGGAAAUUCAAGAAAGAAGGAGGAAUGCUACUUUUAAUCGCUCCGGCGUGGCCCAGACGGCAUUGGUUCUCAGACCUGCAGGGUCUCUCGAUAGCGCAUCCUCUUCUACUUCCACAAUGCCCAGACCUCGUUCAGAGCCCUUGUGUCUACCAGGAUCUGGCCCGACUGACUUUGACGGCGUGGCUCUUGAAGCUUCAGUUCUGAGGGCCAAAGGAUUUUCUGAAGUGGUUAUUCAAACAAUGUUGAAAGCCGUAAACCGGCUUCGGCUCGGAUUUAUUAUAGGGUCUGGAAUUCCUACUUCACCUGGUAUGCGGCUAAGAAUUACGAUGCAUACAAGUUCAGUGCUGCCAAACUUUUGGCUUUUCUGCAACAGGGCCUGGGCUUAGGCCUCCGUCUGGCCUCCCUCAAGGUUCAUAUUUCAGCCUUGUCGGUAUGGUUUCAGAGAAAAAAUGCGACUCUGCCUUUAUGGAUUCAACCUCCCUAUGUUCCUCCUGUGGCUCUUUGGGAUUUGUCGGUUGUUCUGGAUGCCCUACAAGAGUCUCCGUUUGAACCUCUUGAGUCUGUGGACUUUAAAUGACUUACACUUAAGGUCUUAUUUUAACUGGCUAUUGCCUCUGCUAGAAGGGUUUCCGAUUUGGGUGCCACCCUUGGGUGUCUGUCGCCCUUUCUGAUUUUUCACUGUGACAGUGCAGUUCUUAGAACUCGCCCUGGUUAUCUGCCUAAGGUGGUAUCGUCUUUCCACCUUAACCAAGAGAUUGUGGUUCCGGCCUUUACCUCUCCUGGUUUGUCCUCCUAGGAACGGUCUUUGGAUGUGGUAUAGGCUCUCCGUAUUUAUGUGAAAAGAACCGUCUCUCCUAGGAGAUCUGAUUCUCUCUUUUUUCUUUUUGGUUUUCACAAACGUGACUGGCCUGGUAAUAAGCAGACCUUGGCUAGAUGGAUUAGAAUAGUGAUUGCACAAGCUUAUGUGCAGGCGGGCCUUCCAGCUCCUGAUAUUAUCAAGGCCCAUUCUACUCUGUCUGUUGGACCUUCUCAGGCAGACCACCGUGGCGCAUCUCUAGAACAAUUGUGCAAGGCAGCUACAUGGUCCUCGAUUAACACGUUCAUAAGGUUCUAUGCCUUCGAUACUUCCGCCACCCAGGAUGCUUCCUUUGGACGCCGGGUUCUUGUGCCCGCUACAGUGCGUCCCCUCCCAUGAGGAACUGCUUUAGGACAUCCCCGAUGUUAUUCCCUGUGGAAUCCAGUGUACCUCGCAGAAAGAGAUUUAACAAUGGUAAGUUCUUACCAUAAAUCUCCUUAUUACACACAUUUUAUAAAUAUACAUCAUUACAUGUAAUAAGUGUGUACUUCUUAAAGGUAUAUUAAAAACGCCAAGUGAUGGAGAGUGGAAGCUUCAGACAUCCAGUAUAUUAACAUGUAAUUAAAUAAUUUAUUGACAUGGUUGGAAGGUGUGAUCAACCUAAGCCUGGUGACUUGUGAUUUCCUAAUUCUGAUAGAGAUUGGUGACACUCUCCACACUAAUAAUGUAUUCACUUUGUUAUGCAGGGUCUUAUUUAAUACAUAGUCCCGUCAAUGUGUUAUAAUUAUAAUUUGGGGUCCUGGACACCCUUAAAUUCUCUUUGCAGCAAUGUGAGUCUAUCGUGCGAAUGCAGUUUGUCCCCCUUAUGGAACAUUGAGGAAUAGAACCUCCAUUGGAAUCCCUAUAGCAUAUCCGCUUGCGAGCAGGGCCCUCCGACCUCUGUGUUUGUUCUUACUCAAUCUUGUUUUAUUACUGUUUUGUUUCCAUCUGUAAAGAGUGAUGGAAUUAGGAAUUUGUAGAUGCUAUGUAAAUAAAUGGUAAUAAUGAAAUGUGGGCACUUUAAAUUCUGUAUUAAACAC